Paraglomus brasilianum is the source of this 576-nucleotide messenger RNA. NCBI's taxonomy places the organism in Eukaryota, Fungi, Glomeromycota, Glomeromycetes, Paraglomerales, Paraglomeraceae. The record is from the annotation of a GenBank genome assembly.
AUGGUGGAAGCUGUACAGUGUUACGGCCGCAAGAAAACUGCCACAGCCGUCGCAUACUGCAAGCGCGGCAAAGGCUUACUGAAAAUAAACGGAUCUCCAAUCCACUUGGUUGAGCCAGAAAUCCUCCGGUUUAAAGUCUACGAACCUAUUCUGAUUCUCAGACAGCAUUUCAACCAUGAUAAAUUUGCCAAUGUCGACAUUCGCGUGCGUGUCAAUGGUGGUGGCCAUACUUCGCAAAUAUACGCUAUUCGUCAGGCAAUAGCAAAAGCAAUAGUAGCCUUUCAUCAGAAAUAUGUCGACGAAGCAACAAAGAAGGAGAUCAAAGAUACAUUGAUUCGCUAUGACAGAUCCUUGUUGGUGGCAGAUCCUAGGCGGUGCGAGCCAAAGAAAUUUGGAGGACCUGGUGCCAGAGCACGACAUAUUAAUACUAAUCGUCGAUUAUUCAAUAAUGCUGUACAGAUACCAGAAAUCUUAUCGUUAGUAUUCUUUCAAUAUGACGACGUAUGUCUUGAUAUUUUACAUGAAAAUGCUCAUACUGUUCUAAAAAUGCAGGCCUCUUCAUUCGAUUCAUAUUAG